AUGGCAGAGGUAUCACCAUCCAGCAAAAAAGUCGAUGAUUUUCUAUCCAGUUUAUCUGAACUAUCCCAAGAGAGAUUACGAGAAGAUCAACAACGUCAAAGAAAUCUCGAACGUAACAUAAAUGAACUUCGCAGUAAACUGGGCAGUAUUUCUCCAUCUAAAUCAUCAGGAUUGGGGAAUGAACUGGUAUAUUCGGGUACAAAUUCACAAUAUGCAUCCACGAUACCAGAUUUGAAAUUUUCGAGAAAUCGUCCACCAGUACCAGUGAAAAGUUUUAACAUGGCAGCUAAUGAUGAUGAGGAGGAUGGGCCGCCUCUUCCUAGACGUCCUGCAAGAUAUGAGACUGAUGAUUCAAACCCUCCUGCUCUUCCUAGACGAAAGCAAGAACCAUCACUUGAUUUCUCAAUUGAUUUAAUUAACCCUAUCGCAAGAAAAUCUACUCCUCCACUUCCACCGAAAUCAAAACCUUCCAUUGCGAAAGCAGAUUUCAUCCCAUCCAAAGCGGGAGUCAACCCCGAAGCUGGUGGAUAUAGAUCUUUUUCAGAGAUUGAAAAGUUGAUAAAAGAAGAUGUGGCUGAAUUCGAGGGGAAUAGCAAAACCAAGACUCCUCCAGAAAAGACAAUAAAGAAUGUGAAUGCCGUUGAAAGCAAACCAGUUGAAGCUGAUAAACGGGCGCCACUUCCUCCAAGACCUGCGAAAAAGGCAGAUUGGUUAACUUCCUUAUCGAAUUCAAAUGUAAAUUCUAGUCCGUCGCCAAAGGUGAAUGAAGGCAAUAAUAAGUAUGUAAUGCCUCCUAAGAAGAAGGAUUGGUUAAGUUCGACAUUAGAAAAUCCCAAAACAACAAUUCAUCAUUAUGACAAUCUCAAUGAAGCAAAGCAGACGUCAUCAUCUAGACAAAAUAUCACAAUUCCUCCCAAGCCAGUCAAGAAGGCAGAUUGGUUGACUUCAUUGUCCAAUUCGAAAUUCAACUCACCAUCCAAACAUGAAGAAGAAGCAAACAAUAUGGAUGUACCAUUUAGGUCAUCUCCCAAGAAGAAAGAUUGGUUAACAUCCACAUUAGACAAUCGUAAAACCACGGUCACUCAACAAUCAGAUGACCUUGAACUGGAUAAUAAAACUACUGCUAACUUAUCUGGAUCGCCUUUGCUGCCAAAGAAAGGUGAUUGGUUAUCUUCAUUAUCCAAUUCAAAGCUGACAACUUCAACUCCUCAAAGUCAGGAAUUUUUAAGAAAAGGAGUGGUUCCUGUAGUUUUACCCAAACCAUCCAAACCUCAAAGUCGUGUUAAUCGUGCUCCUGAAGAAGCUGUGAGGGGCGAAGGUAAAGUAGUGAUCCCGCCAUUAAAGCCUGCAAAGAAGCCAACUCCAAAGAGUAUUGAUUCUACAUCAGAGGCAAGAGUGACAAACGAAGAAUUCAGAGAAAUAUUACAAAAGUUAAGAUCGGCAUCGCCUACCAGAGAGUCUCCAGCAUCCCCUGUAAAGGAUGAAAAGCAUGAACAUGAAACGAAAAGUUCAGAAAUUAAAGAAUUUGAGAAGAAGUUAACCAGCUUAAGGAAUCAAUCACCAACCAGGACCCCAAUUGUCAAAACUAAAGAUGAAACUGAAUUCAUAUCCAAAUUUGAGAAAUUAAAAUCUGGGGCUCCACCUCCAUUAAAACCAAAACCAAAAGCACAAAUUUAUUCCGAACAGCCUCCACCUGAAUUUCAAAAGCGAUUUGAAAAAAUCGUGAUAAAGGCUCCUCCGAAACCAUCAAAACCAAAUUCUGGAUCAUUACGAAAAUAUGAAGAAAAAGAUUCUGAAAUAUUACGUUCACAACUAAAGAGAUUAGGAUCUGUCAAACUGAAACCUUCAAACAAUAAUGAACGCGAAGAAAUUGAGGAGAAACUGAGAGUUAAAGAGACGGCGGAAUUACCAUUCCAACAACAAUUAGGGGCGAUCUUGUCAAGAGGACAUACAGUACCUAGUUUACAACCAAAGGGUAUUAGAAGAACAAGUACGGAUGUCGAUUCGGUUAAGGUUAAAAAAGCGGAUACUAAAGGCAGUGGCAAAUUGACACAUGCAAGUAAGGCAAGAGCCAAAGGUCCAAAGAGGAGAUUACCCAAGACAAUGUUGCAGAACUCGGAUAAUGAUAUUGCAAAAGAGCAAGAGACAAUGAAGCAUCCUUUGGCGACGACAGUUUCUACCAUUGAUGAUUAUAAGAAAGUAAAAAAAUCACCUCCACCAAUUAACAAACAUACAAAACCUAAAGAAGUUGGAGAUUUGAAACCCUCUAGAAUUAUUAGUGGUGAAGUAUUUUUAUAG
Molecule: messenger RNA, 2298 nt
Organism: Hemisphaericaspora subhashii
Lineage: Eukaryota; Fungi; Ascomycota; Pichiomycetes; Serinales; Debaryomycetaceae
Exons: 1
Coding region: 1-2298 (765 amino acids)
Source: RefSeq, a predicted model, not a curated record